Molecule: messenger RNA, 3423 nt
Organism: Pyricularia oryzae 70-15
Lineage: Eukaryota; Fungi; Ascomycota; Sordariomycetes; Magnaporthales; Pyriculariaceae
Product: RanBPM
Exons: 4
Coding region: 672-2951 (759 amino acids)
Biological process (GO): cell surface receptor signaling pathway; cytoskeleton organization
Cellular component (GO): cytoplasm
Molecular function (GO): protein binding
Source: RefSeq, a predicted model, not a curated record
GCUAAUAGGACAAAUACCCCGCGUUGUUCUCGGGGUUCUUGCCAAGCAGAUUUUGUAUUGUUUUCUAUGUUAUCUCGAGGGUGAAUGGGUCUUCAACUUCUCCUCUUCCCUUGAAUCGAAUCGGGACCCAUGAUUGCGUGGUUGCCAAGUUAGUCCAUGCCACAAGCACAGCGCGACAGGGAAGCUCUUUCCCGCCUACCGUAGACCGGGAACCUACCACGAUCCAUCGGUGCCUGUCGUGCGUCGGUCGUCUUCGCUCCACUCUGACUUCACCACAUCAGGGCCUUAUCUCCCUUGCACCUUGUUGGACGGCAUCGCCACGCCACGCUAUACAUUCGACGCCGAUCCGGAUAAGCAGCUCGUGGUUGUAUUUUUGUCACACCUCUCCGAGCAGCUCUACAGUAUCGACAUUUCUCAUGUUCAGCUAUUCGUCUUAGUACAUUCAGGUAUUGACAGGCCGGUCGAUGCUGGAAACGUCCCUCGAGGGGGCCCGAAGAGACGUACAGCCCACGACACGGAUAGUUAUCUAGACGACCUCGUUUUCGGCUCCCACUCUCGACAGCGAACCUCAGGUGUGCGACCCCGCCGAGCCGGCACUUUUAAUCCAGUGAGACUUGCAAGCAUAUCCGAUACCGCCUUCGUCGGAUAGCCUUAUAACCUACACAUUCGCAAUGUCAAGCCCGUACAACCGCGGGGGCAGCGGCCCUGGACAGGGGUCCAGCCCAGGCUUUCCUGCAGACCAUCCUCUACAUUUUGGCAGUCCGAUGCGGCCUGGGCCAUUUUCAGCCGUGAGCGGAUUACCAGGGCCCAGAGCUCUACCGCCACUCAGCGGUUUCUCGCACCUCUACCCUCCCACAAUCCCAGACGGCGGCAGCGCGGCAUCGGGUCCCAAUACUAUGGGUGGUCAGUACGGAGGGGGCGCAUUCAUCCGAAAUAACCAGUCCGACUGGUCGCCCAUGGAAUCUCACGGCGCCACAGCCUUGGAGCGGCGAUCGUUGAUGUCGUCCUCCCCACGACCUAAUGCCGCCUCUAUCGGAACCUCAUCUGGGAGCAGUAGAUACUGGGAGGCCAGAAAUCCACAGCUACAACCGCACUCGCGCGCAUACGAGCAUCUAUACCGGCCUGCGCUCUACGAUGGUCUCGGACCACAAGCUCAGGUUGAAGCGACGAAACAGUUCACGCCAUCAUAUCUUCGGGGCUCCACAUACGCAAAGAGGAUAGAUGAGGCGCACAAGGCCAAGCUAGCAGCGCUGAAGGAAGGCUCCAGCAAUGCGGCCAUGUCCAAGCAUGUUGGUGGACCCGUACCAGGUGCUACCAACGGCAGUAUAUUGAGACCAGGCGGCAGGGGUGGUCCUGGGGUUACUGGUUUCGGCCCUGGUGCGCAGGGGGAACCCACCCUCGCAUAUCACAGUGAUCAAGUUAACAAGAGCAGACCACCUUCGCACCUUGGAAUUGCAUACAACGUCGCUGAGAGGCCCUCGGUAGCGCCUGAAGAAACAGAUGGCAUAAACCCCUUACCCACAGAGUGGAAUUGCAAUGACAAAUACGGCAACAUUGAGGUCGUUGCGGACGGCUUAGAAGUCAAGCUCUCAGGUCCCAGACCCCCCGAUCGAGAACGUGACCACGAGGCCUAUGCUAUCAGAGCAGACCACUUCAUGCCGCCAGAGUGUGGUAUUUACUAUUUCGAAGUGACAAUACUAGCCAGCAAGAGAGAGGAGUGCACGAUAGCCGUGGGCUUCUCUGGAAAGCAAGUACAGUUGUCCAGAGCACCGGGAUGGGAAGCAGAAUCGUGGGGUUACCACGGAGACGACGGUCGGUCCUUUGCGACGUCGAACGUGGGUAAAGAUUACGGCCCCAAAUAUGGCACCGGUGAUGUCAUUGGCUGCGGAGUCAACUUUAGGACGGGCACUGCCUUCUACACCAAAAACGGUCAAAAUCUCGGGACCGCGUUCCGCGAUAUCAAGGGCAAGAUGUAUCCCGUCGUCGGCCUCAGGAAGACAGGCGAUCACGUUAGGACAAACUUUGGGCAAGCGCCAUUUGUCUUUGCGAUCGAUGUGUUGAUGGAGAGCGAAAGGAGUAGGAUAAGAGAGGAAAUCGAGCUUGCCAAACCGGCAGAGAUUUCAGGCAUGGGGGAGACCGAGUUCAUUCAGCAAUUGGUCGUACAGUUUUUGCAGCACGAUGGGUACAUUGAGAGUGCGCGUGCAUUUAACCAAGAGACACGCGCCGAAAAGAACGCACUUGCACUCAAGUCUGAAGACGCCGUUGAGAUUACAGAUAUUGCGGAUGAUGAAGACGCAAUCAACCGCCAACGCAUCCGAAAGGCCAUCUUAGAAGGCGAUAUUGAUCGAGCGUUGAAGUACACAAAAGCAUACUACCCUCGUGUGCUCUCGGAGAACGAGAAUGUGUACUUUCGCUUAAGGUGCCGGAAGUUCAUCGAAAUGGUGCUGAAGGAGGCCACGCAAAGACUCGAGGCUGAGAAGAGAUACAGCAACGGCAGCAGCAACGGCAUUUCCGAUCACCAGGAUACGGACAUGGAUGAUGGGGCUGCCCUAGGAACCGAGGACGAAGACAUGGAUGGUGAAGACGGUACCGACAACGUCAGCGGUGUUCCAAAGACCGUCGCAUAUGGCCAACAACUGCAGGCAGAGUUUAAGGAUGAUCCGAGGCGGGAGGUCAAGAAGACGCUCGAGGAGAUUUUUGCCUUGGUGGCAUACAAAGACCCAUUGCAGUCCAAGGAAAUGGCGCACUUGCUUGACAAGAAGGGCAGGGUCGCAGUCGCCGAAGAGCUCAACUCGGCCAUUCUGUUAUCUCUGGGCAAGCAUGAGCGCGCGGCUCUUGAGACCCUGUGGGCUCAAACGACAGUACUCCUAGAAGACAUUAGGGAAGACGGCGGACCAGGCGCAUUCGUAGCGAUAUCGGACUAUACCGACCAGAUUCCAGCGAAUCCUUAGUUUGGGGUCUCCAAUAGGGCAACGUGAUACGCAUAAUUGGGGGGAUUCGGGGUAUCAAGGGCAGGCUAAAGGAAGACCCCCGCUGUCUUGUUUUCUACUCUGGUUCUCGGAGCGGGUUCUGGGCGGCAUAGUAGUUUGUCACGAGGAUAGCUUCCACUAGCGGAACCUAUACUGUACACUGCAUUUAUACUGAGGGUUGACUGCGUCCAGUUUUUUUGCUUGUCUUCGGUCCUUUCUUUCAGCUCCCCUUUUUGUAUCCAGGUUUAUUGGAUACCAGGCAAAAUAGGUGGGACAAUAGAAACAUAUCCUUACCAUGGAAAGGGGCUAUGUUCUAAGAACCCAGGAUUCCCGGUGUGGUUUGGCCACUGUUCUGUACCAAUAACCUACAUAUGCACCGGGUACCUACCCCCUCUACUUAUUUAUUCACAAAAUCUGAUACAUAGCUUUUGCCCUCAAUAUCCGAGUGUCACAG